AGCCAUCGUACCUUCAUCCCAGCUCUGCUGACUCUUCAGGCCUAUCAGGUCUCUCCUGGAACAGAGGACUGCUCACCAUGAAGCUCACCCACGCCCUGUGUCUCUGCCUGGCCCUGGCUCUGGCUCUGCCUUAUUCGCAUCAACAUCACGGCGGGGAUCCUCACGACCAUCAUCAUGAUCAUGAUGAUCAUCAUAUUGAACAUCAUCACGAUCAUCAUGAACUCGACCGUUGUCAGGGACUUGAGAUGGACGCUGUUGUAGUGAAUGAGGAUGGAAUCCCAUUGUUCUUCAAAGGCGACCAUCUUUUCAAGGGUUUCGACGGCAAAUCAGAGCUGUCUAAUGAGUCCUUCGCCGAGAUGGAUGACCAUCACCACCUGGAUCACAUCGACGCUGCUUUCUACAUGCCCUGCAAGGAACAUCCCAACCACACCCAUAUGUACUUCUUCUUGGACCACAAGGUGUUCAUCUAUCACCAUCACAAGCUGGCGGUAGGUUACCCAAAGGACAUAUCUGAGGUCUUCCCUGGAAUCCCUAACCACCUGGACGCUGCCGUGGAGUGUCCCAAACCAGAGUGUGACGAAGACUCCGUCAUCUUCUUCAAGGGUCACGACAUCUACUACUACAAUGUCCAAACCAAGGCUGUGGAGGAGAAAGAGUUCAAGGGCAUGCCCAACUGCACGUCCGCUCUCCGCUACAUGGGCCACCACUACUGUUUCCAUGGACACAAUUUCAGCAAGUUCGACCCGAAGACUGGCGACAUGCCCAGAAAAUACCCCAAAGAGGCAAGGGGCUACUUCAUGAGAUGCUCAAAUUUCAGUGAGAACAGCGACCAUAACGAGAGGGAACUCUGCAGCCACGUUCACCUCGACGCCAUCACAUCUACUCAAAGUGGAAACCUGUACGCCUUCAGAGGCCAAUAUCUCAUCCAAUAUGAGAGCAAACCCAAACUGUAUGCCCACCACAUAAAUUUCGGCUACGAGGAGUUACAAAGCGAUGUGGACGCUGUUUUCUCUUUCAAUGAGGAUCUCUACAUGAUCAAGGAUGACAAGUUGUAUGUUAGCCAAGACGAUGAGGGGAUGAGAGGUUACCCCAAGUCUCUGAAGGAAGAGCUCGGCGUUGAGGGUCCCAUCGAUGCUGCGUUUGUCUGUGAGGAUAAUCACAUCGCUCACUUCAUUAAAGGUGACCACAUUUACGAUGUGGAAUUGAACGGUCCUCGUGUUGCAGAAAACAAGCAGACGAUUGCCCUCUUCAAGAAGAUCGACGCAGCCAUGUGCGACAGCUCCGGGGUCAAAGUGUUCGUAGGCAGCCACUUCUACCACUUCAACAGCACCAUGGAGUUGGUUGCUGCCAGGGCCCUGCCGGAGCAGCACAGAGUUUCCACGGACCUGUUCAGCUGCGAUCACUGAGAGGCUUUCUGGACUGAACGGAUUUUAUAAACAUCACGUACAUGACACAGGGUUUCUCUUCUGGGUCUUCAUACCUCAAACUAACCCCUGUUUCUCUCUGGAAGAGUCCUGAGUUAUCAAAAGGUCAACGGUUUCGCUUUUUAACAUGCAGAAAAUGUAACUGCAUGUACAUUCAAUUUGUAAAGUCUUAUGAAUAAAGAGGAGAUGCAACAUA
Limanda limanda (common dab) is the source of this 1620-nucleotide messenger RNA. RefSeq names its product hemopexin a (gene hpxa). The transcript has 10 exons. The record is from RefSeq and is a predicted model, not a curated record. NCBI's taxonomy places the organism in Eukaryota, Metazoa, Chordata, Actinopteri, Pleuronectiformes, Pleuronectidae. Bases 78 to 1406 code for a protein of 442 amino acids.